This is a messenger RNA of Aaosphaeria arxii CBS 175.79, 303 nucleotides long. RefSeq lists its product as uncharacterized. The transcript has a single exon. The annotation marks the transcript as partial. The record is from RefSeq and is a predicted model, not a curated record. NCBI's taxonomy places the organism in Eukaryota, Fungi, Ascomycota, Dothideomycetes, Pleosporales.
AGCACCCUUCUCAAUCAAAAGCAGUCGCCUUUUCUCCGCCUUCCGGCCGAGUUGAGGAAUCAGAUAUAUGAAUACUACUUCGAAGAGGGCUCAGUUUACUUGGAUGACUCUGAGAUAUACUACGCCGACUCCAGUUCUUUUCGUGCCUUCAAUUAUAUUGGACUCAUUCUCGUCUGUCGGCAAAUUCACGCAGAUACGGCAUUAUUUCCAUACACCAAGCUUUUGUUUAAUUUCGCAUGGUUCACAAGUGGGCAGAUUGGGGCCUGGAUCGAGAAAAGGUCUCAGAUCCAGAAGGAAGCCAUU